Messenger RNA from Acaulospora colombiana, 321 nucleotides. Lineage: Eukaryota; Fungi; Glomeromycota; Glomeromycetes; Diversisporales; Acaulosporaceae. The record is from the annotation of a GenBank genome assembly.
AUGGCGCCAAACAACAAUCGCCUUUAUCAAUAUGCCAUCGAACAUGGAAUAAAUCCCAAAGAAUUUUCAACCAUUACAGAGGCAGAGAAAAUUAGGCUGGUUGGUGAAGAGUUAUUACUUCAAGGUAUACAAAAAAGUGGGUUGAGUACUGCAUGGCUAGAUGAUCUUAUGGAAGAAUGGGAAAAAUCCAUGCUCAAUUCAUUACAGAUAUCUUUUAAGGAAAAAACUUUGUUUGUAUCACAGGUAAAUAUUCAAUCUAAGCCAUCUGAACGACAAUUCCCAAUUUCUGUUCUACCUAAAGACCCGAAAGAAAGGCAAUAA